Chelmon rostratus (copperband butterflyfish) is the source of this 1089-nucleotide messenger RNA. Its product is annotated as high choriolytic enzyme 1-like. Gene Ontology annotation, molecular function: zinc ion binding; metalloendopeptidase activity. Gene Ontology annotation, biological process: proteolysis. Lineage: Eukaryota; Metazoa; Chordata; Actinopteri; Chaetodontiformes; Chaetodontidae. Bases 94 to 906 code for a protein of 270 amino acids. The record is from RefSeq and is a predicted model, not a curated record. The transcript is spliced from 7 exons.
CAAAGGUGAGGGAAUAAUACUGCCUGCCUGCUCCUGACGCUCCUAACACGAACACUGCUGGAUGGUUUCGGCCUGCUGGUUGUUUGGGGUAACAUGGCGGCAGUGAAGUGCAUCAUGGGUCUCCUGGUCCUGCUCGUAGUCUCAGCCUGGACCGAGGCGGGGGUUGUGAAGAGAGCGAGCGGUGACCAGAGCGACGAAGAUGAGGGACACCCGACCGUCACACAGCAGUCGGAGAAAGCCAACAGCAGCCUCCACAGUAACCCAGACCGCCCAUUCAUCGUGUCUCAUCAUCGCACCCUGAGAAGCAUCAGACCCUGCGUCCUGCGCGAAUGCAUGUGGCCUAAAUCCACAGAUGGCAAGGUUUAUAUUCCCUAUGUCAUCACAAACCACUACUCUUCUCAGGAGCUGGUUAUCAUCAAAAGAGGCAUCAACUCCUUCUCCUACUCCACCUGCAUCCGCUUCUUUCCCCGCACCAACCAGAGGGACUUCCUCCACAUCCAGUCUCUGGAUGGAUGCUACUCCUACGUGGGUCGCCAAGGCAACGGCCAGACGUUGUCUCUGAGCCACCGCGGCUGCAUUUACUACGGAACGGUCCAGCACGAGCUGCUCCACGCGCUGGGCUUCAGCCACGAGCAGUGUCGCGCCGACAGGGACCAGCACAUCCGGAUCCUGGCGCAGAACAUCCUCGAGGGUGAAGAUUACAACUUCGACAAGCUCAACACUCUGAACCAGGAGACUCCGUACGACUACGGCUCUGUCAUGCACUACAGCAGGCUGGCUUUCUCCAGGGACAACUACAACCCCACCAUGGUGGCGGUCCCAGACCCCAGCGCUGUGUUUGGUAUGGCCCGGAAGAUGAACCAGAACGACAUCAACCGCAUCAACCUGCUGUACUGCAGGAGCUAGUUUCUGUCUGAUGUGAACUGCAGCAGAAGGAGUCGUCUGUUAGGGCCAUUACAGCGGGUUCAACAUCCCACCACCACCACCACCACCACCACCACCCUGAAUCAUGUAGAGAGUGGAGGCCUGUCAGCAUCCAUUUCACUCUACUUUCUGCCCUCUUUCAGGAUUUUCCUGUUUAAUCAAUAA